UUUAACAUUAAAAUUCUUACCAGAAUAUAAGUCACAAUGAAAUACUUUUCAUUAAUUUUGUUCAAUAUUGUAUUCAUUGGCAUAACAUUAGUGGAAAGCCGUCGCGAAUGCAUAGCCAGUAAAGGGCACGACAGCCCGUACUGUGUCUGUAAUACCACUUAUUGCGAUGAUUUGGAUCCCAUUGUGAAACAACCGAAGGGAACGGUACUUGUGUUUGAGACCAACAAAAAGGGUGAUCGACUCAAACAAACAGAAUUGAAAGUCUCGACACAAUAUACAGAGACAGCGGACGAGAGUAUUGUUUUAACAAUCGAUAAGAACACUAAAUACCAGAAAAUCAUGGGUUUUGGCGGAGCUUUCACUGACGCGAGUGGUCUUAAUCUGAAGAGUUUGCCACAAGAAUUGGCCACAAAUGUGAUCAAGGACUAUUUCUCUGCCAAUGGUAUUGAGUAUAAUAUGUGUCGAGUGCCGAUCGCUGGCGCAGACUUCUCUCCGCGCGCCUAUACAUACAACGACCAAAAGGACGACUUCGAGCUCAAGACAUUCGCCCUCCAGAAGGAGGACUUUGACUACAAAAUCCCAUACAUAAAAAUGGCCCGAAAUAUGAGUUCCCAUUCGUUGAAUCUGUUUGCGAGUCCCUGGGCUUCGCCGGCGUGGAUGAAGACUAGCGGACAAAUAAAUAAAGGCGGAUUCCUGAUCGGUAAUCCGGGUACAAAAUAUUACAAAACAUGGGCUAACUACUUUGUUAAGUUCCUGGACGCCUAUAAAGCCAAUGGCAUUGAGUUUUGGGGAAUGACUGUAGAGAACGAACCGGGGGCUGGAUAUAAUCCGAACUAUGGAUUCAAUUGUUUGGGUUUUAACGAGACGAUGGAACGGGAUUUCGUGAAAUUGGAUCUGGGUCCCGCACUCAAAGCCGCAGGUUAUGGGAGGGAUAAACUCAAUCUUAUGGUAUUUGACGACAAUGGCAACAAAAUAAUCAAUUGGGCCGACGUUUGCUUUAACGACAAGGAAAUGGCUCAAUAUAUCAAUGGAAUUGCUUAUCACUGCUACGGGAAUGGAGCGGCAAAAUGGUGGGAUGUGUUGGAAACUGUUCAUCAGCGACACCCUGAUCAGUUUGUCAUAUCGAGUGAAUGUUGCCAAGAAUUUAAAAUUUUAAAACCGGGAACUCUCAUGAGAUUAGGAGUUUGGGGUAACUCAGAGUCCUAUGCCAGAGAUAUUAUGGAUAAUUUAGAGCACUGGACGAGGGGUUGGGUUGAGUGGAAUUUCGUGCUCGAUAUGUACGGACAGCCUAAUUGGGCUCAUUUUUCAUCGGAAGCACCAAUUCUGGUGAACUCAACCAGCAAAGAAUACUAUAAAGACCCGAAAUUCUAUAUUUUGGGCCAUUUCUCAAAAUUCUUAGCACCAGAUUCCGUGAGAGUGUCCAUAAAACCCGACAAAACAGUGAAUGACUUUAAUUCGGUUGCGUUCGUCAGACCCGAUAACGCGACGGUUGUUAUCGUAUAUAAUCAGAGAGAUAUUGCCACAGAUUUGAUAAUUAAAGACCAAACUGUGGGACAAAUUAAAACCAAAAUAGAGUCCCGUUCUAUACAGACUUAUAUUUAUUGGAAU
This is a messenger RNA of Oppiella nova, 1608 nucleotides long. NCBI's taxonomy places the organism in Eukaryota, Metazoa, Arthropoda, Arachnida, Sarcoptiformes, Oppiidae. The record is from the annotation of a GenBank genome assembly.